Molecule: messenger RNA, 1048 nt
Organism: Nicotiana tabacum (common tobacco)
Lineage: Eukaryota; Viridiplantae; Streptophyta; Magnoliopsida; Solanales; Solanaceae
Source: RefSeq, a predicted model, not a curated record
AUGGCUACUGAUAUCCGCCGUAUGUGGUGGUUAUUCCCACCGGCCGACGGUGGGACUGCAGUGGCCGGAACGGCAGCAGCAAAAGGAGGAAGUAGGUGGAGUAGUUGGAAUCAUUUUGGCUGUAACAUUGAUGAGAAUGUCAUAAGAGAAACUGCUGAUGCCUUGGUUUCAACUGGUCUUGAUAAGCUUGGAUAUAAGUAUGUUAAUAUCGCAGAAAACUGCAGUUAUUAUACUUGCAGCAGAAAAAUGCCUGGUUCACUUGGUCAUGAGGAACAAGAUGCAAAAUCUUUUGCAGCAUGGGGAAUUGAUUAUUUGAAGUAUGACAAUAGCAACCAUGAUGGAACAAAGCCAACUGUGCGGUAUCCUGUAAUGACAAGAGCUCUCAUGAACGCUGGACGGCCUAUCUUCUUUAGUCUUUGUGAAUGGGGUGACUUGCAUCCGGCAUUGUGGGGUGGCAAAGUAGGUAACAGUUGGAGAAACACAAUCGAUAUUCAGGAUACAUGGGAAAGCAUGAUUUCGCGAGCAGACCAGAAUGAAGUUUAUGCAGACAUUGCGCAACCUGGUGGUUGGAAUGAUUCUGAUAUGCUUGAGGUGGGAAAUGGAGGAAUGACAAAGGAUGAAUACAUUGUCCACUUUAGUCUCUGGGCGAUUUCAAAGGCUCCCCUUAUCAUCGGUUGUGAUGUGAGAAACUUAUCAAAUGAUACCAAAGAAAUACUUGCCAACAAGGAGGUCAUUGCUGUGAACCAAGAUGAAUUAGGUAUCCAGGGAAAAAAGGUUAGAAUGCAAGGCGAUCUCGAGGUGUGGGCAGGGCCUCUAUCAGGCUAUAGAGCAGCUCUAGUGCUUCUCAAUCGCGGCUCAACUAAAAUAGAAAUAACAGCUCUCUGGGAAGACAUUGGGAUUCCUCCUAACAGUGUUGUAGAGGCAAGAGACCUUUGGGAGAUGCAACACAACACAUUGGAGUCAAGAUUUGCGGGGAAUUUGACAGCAACAGUGAACUCUCAUGCAUGCAAGAUGUAUGUAUUGAAGCCUAUUGCUUCAUGAGGAUUCA